AGAGAGAAGGAAGGAAAGAAAACAAGGGAGAAGGAACAAAAAAGGAAGGAGGAGGAAGGUUCAGAGAGUGAAAGAUAUUCCGAGAUCGCACCACAUCAGCUGAUAGUUCUAUGUUUUUGUGCCAGUUAUUACCGAAUUGUCUUUCAGGGUUUCUUCCGAAGGAGUCAAUCAUCAGUCACGAAUUACCAGUGUCCGAGGCAGAAGAACUGUACAGUGGAUAGGGUGAACCGUAAUCGCUGUCAAUAUUGCCGGCUAAAAAAGUGCAUGGAACUUGGUAUGAGUCGUGACGCCGUGAAAUUUGGCCGGAUGAGCAAAAAACAGCGAGAGAAGGUCGAGGAUGAGGUCCGAUUACACAAACAAAUGCAAGAAGCCACGGGUGUGCCGUAUAUGUAUGGCGAGUACUCACCACCAUCGCAACCAUCCAGCUAUGUGACUCCUGGUUACGAAACUGGCCUCUAUCCUCACUAUGCUCAAGGAGCGUAUGCUCAUGCUGUGGCCGCCGCUCCCAUCAGUUAUCCAUCGCAUUCCUAUGGUGUCGCACAACAAGGCACGGUUCCCGCUAGUAAUGGCGGCUUUCCAUCACCGCAACUCUCAUCUGCUGCAGAAGAGGAUACAGCGGCUAAGAUUGUGGCAGCAUUUGAGACCACACAUACUCAAAUGCGAAACAUGAAUCCGAAUCCGACCAUUGUUGACGACUUCCAAAAUCGAAUCGGCAUUUGGCGGCAGUUCGCUGUUGACCUGACCACUGUCAUACAAGCGAUCAUCGAGUUUGCGAAAAUGAUCGAUGGUUUCAUGCGACUCGGGCAGGAAGAACAGAUCCAUCUUCUAAAAGGAGGUGUCUUCGAGCUGGCGAUUGUGGAAUUGUCAUCUCGUUACUCGCCAGAAACUCAGACGCUCUCCAUGGACAACAUAGUCCUGCCAUUGCAUAAUCUCAAUAUCACAGAUCAAAUAGAGGUGCGUUUCGUGCAAGAAUUCCACCAAUGCUUGCAUGAUCUGGCAGUCUGCCAAAUGACGUCAUCAGAAGUUGCUCUGCUUUGUGCAGUUCUUCUGCUUGAACCAGCAUCCACUGAACAAGCAACAUGUGAACGUCUUCGAGGCGUACUCGCCCAAUCAUUAGCCGCUCGUGUUGGCAGUGACGCUCAGAGGGUUUGGGAUACCCUACCAAGGCUGAAACAGACCGCUCACCUUCACUUGAUUCUGCUCGGACAACUACGAGCACAGUUCCCGGUCGAAACCGAAGCCGGUUUACCGGCUCUCUAUAAAGAGUUGUUCUCUAUUGAUCCCUAA
Messenger RNA from Cooperia oncophora, 1287 nucleotides. Lineage: Eukaryota; Metazoa; Nematoda; Chromadorea; Rhabditida; Trichostrongylidae. The record is from the annotation of a GenBank genome assembly.